GCUGAACUUGUGUAGCUUUCUCCAACUCUGAGCAGCAGUCAGUCAGCAGUGAGCUCGGCCGCCGCAUGGCUACUGUGUAAACUUUGCUCAACAACAACAAGUGGAGAGUGUAAGAUAAACGAAGAGGCGCACAGGCUCGGAGAACCUGAGGGACGUACUAGGAAGGUCUAUGAAUCAGGAACCUGCGCUCCACUGAACAAAUCGUUGCUCCCCACUCGUGCAUGUUUAAACCAGAGGAGAGCUCUGGUGCCGUGUGUCGGCCAGACGAUUAGUACAAACGAGUGGCAACAGCAGUCCGGAGGCAUGAUUUUGAGACGGGGCUCGGUGGUUGCUGCCUUUUUACUCUGCUUUCUCGCGAAGGUGUCAGAGGGAUCCGGACAAUUCGAGUUACAAAUCUUAUCGAUGCGCAAUGCGAACGGAGAGCUGCUGAGCGGCGUGUGUUGCGACGGCGCACGGAGCGGCGCGGAUAGAAAGUGCACACGGGACGAGUGCAAUACGUUUUUUAAAGUUUGCCUAAAGGAAUACCAGUCCAGAGUUUCCGCUGCAGGGCCCUGCAGCUUCGGAAUGGGAUCUACGCCUGUCCUGGGAGGGAAUACCUUUUCUUUCAAGAGCUCUGUCAGGAAUGACAAAUCCAGGAUAGUUUUGCCCUUCAGUUUUGCCUGGCCGAGGUCCUACACUUUGAUAGUGGAAGCCUUGGACUUCAACAAUGAAACCAGUGGUGUAGAUGGGAGGUUGAUAGAAAAAGCCUCUCAUUCUGGCAUGAUCAACCCCAGCCCGCAAUGGCAGAAGCUGACGCACAACGGCCCCGUAGCCCAGUUUGAAUACCAGAUCCGGGUCAGCUGCGACGAGCACUACUACGGUUUCGGCUGCAACAAGUUUUGUCGGCCCAGAGACGAGUUCUUCGGGCAUUAUACGUGUGACAACAAUGGAAACAAAACCUGCCUGGAAGGCUGGUCUGGACCUGACUGCAACACAGCUAUAUGUCGGCAGGGCUGCAGCACUGAGCACGGAUCAUGUAAGGAACCAGGUGGAUGCAAGUGUCUGUAUGGCUGGCAGGGUCAGUACUGCGACAAGUGCAUCCCCCACCCCGGCUGUGUGCACGGCACCUGUAAAGAGCCGUGGCAGUGCCUUUGUGACAUCAACUGGGGCGGUCACCUUUGUGAUAAAGACCUGAACUACUGUGGCACUCACCAGCCGUGCCUGAAUAGAGGGACGUGUAUCAACACAGGACCUGAUAAGUACCAGUGUACCUGCGCGGAGGGUUACUCGGGAGCCAACUGUGAGAGAGCCGAACACGCCUGUCUCUCAAAUCCAUGUUCGAAUGGAGGGAGCUGCUCAGAAACCAGUCAAGGCUUCGAAUGUCAGUGCGCACCAGGCUGGACCGGCCCCUCCUGCACGAUCAAUGUUGACGACUGCCUUCCCAACCCCUGCAACCAUGGCGGUACCUGCCAGGAUCUGGUUAACAGCUACAAGUGCCACUGUCCUUCACAGUGGACGGGGAAGACGUGUCUAAUUGAUGCCAACGAAUGCGACAGCAAGCCUUGCGUCAAUGCCAACUCAUGCCGCAACCUGAUUGGUGGAUACUUCUGCGAGUGCCUCCCUGGUUGGACGGGGCAGAACUGUGACAUCAAUAUAAACGACUGCAAGGACCAGUGCCAGAAUGGGGGAACUUGUAAGGACUUGGUAAACGGCUAUCGGUGCGCGUGCCCGCCUGGGUUCGCCGGCGAGCACUGCGAGAGGGACAUCGACGAGUGCGCGAGCUCGCCGUGUCUGAACGGCGGCCGCUGCCAGGACGAAGUGAACGGAUUUCAGUGCCUGUGUCUGACUGGCUUCUCAGGAAAUCUCUGCCAGCUGGAUAUUGAUUACUGCUUGCCCAACCCGUGUCAGAACGGAGCAGUCUGCUUCAACCUGGCCACAGACUACUACUGCGCCUGCCCAGAGGACUACGAGGGCAAAAACUGUUCUCACCUUAAGGACCACUGUCGCACCACCACGUGCAAAGUGAUUGAUAGCUGCACGGUUGCCGUGGCAUCCAACAGCACACCAGGAGGAGAGCGUUACAUCUCAUCAAACGUUUGUGGACCUCACGGUCGCUGUCAGAGUCAGGCCGGGGGCCAGUUCAGCUGCGAGUGCCAAGAGGGUUUCAGAGGCACCUACUGCCACGAGAACAUCAAUGAUUGUGAGAGUAACCCGUGCCGCAACGGGGGCACGUGUAUUGACAAAGUCAGCGUGUACCAGUGCAUCUGCGGUGACGGCUGGGAAGGCGACCACUGCGAGAUCAACAUAGAUGACUGCAGCACCAACCCCUGUCAUAAUGGAGGGACAUGUCGAGACCUGGUGACGGACUUCUUCUGCGAAUGCAAAAAUGGCUGGAAGGGAAAGACUUGCCACUCCCGCGAGAGUCAGUGCGAUGAAGCCACAUGCAACAACGGAGGCACCUGCUAUGAUGAGGGUGACACAUUCCAGUGCAAGUGUUCCCCGGGGUGGGAGGGAACGACGUGCAACAUAGCCAAAAACUCGAGCUGCCUUCCAAACCCGUGUGAGAAUGGAGGUACCUGCGUGGUGACGGGGGAUUCGUUCACCUGCGUCUGCAAGGAAGGCUGGGAGGGUCCCACGUGCACCCAAAAUACCAACGACUGCAGUCCACACCCAUGCUACAACAGUGGAACUUGUGUCGAUGGGGAUAACUGGUACCGCUGCGAGUGCGCCCCAGGCUUCGCUGGCCCAGACUGUCGGAUCAAUAUUAAUGAGUGCCAGUCCUCUCCAUGUGCCUUGGGCUCCACCUGCGUGGAUGAGAUCAAUGGAUAUCGCUGCCUAUGCCCACCAGACAGGACUGGAUCCCACUGCCAAGAAGUUACAAGAAAACCUUGCUCCGUUAAUGGACACGUCACCCCUGAUGGAGUGAAAUGGGAUGAAGACUGCAACACUUGCCACUGUUCCAAUGGGAAAGUUGUGUGCACAAAGAUGUGGUGUGGCCCGAUGUCAUGCAAACUGGGUGCCAAGGGCCGAGGCGAGUGCCCGUCAGGCCAGAGCUGCAUCCCCCUCAGGGAGGGCCACUGCUUUGUGAAGCCCUGCAUUGAGCUGGGAGAGUGCUGGCACUCCGACCCUCCCCAGCCCCCCACCAAAUGCCACCCCAGCUCCACUUACCAGGACAACAGCUGCGCCAACAUCACCUUCACCUUCAACAAGGAGAUCAUGCCUCGAGUCCAGGGCUUGACUGUGGAAGGAGUAUGUAAGCAGCUGAGGAGCUUAUACGUGGUCAAGAAUUUCUCCUUGGAGCAUUCUGUGUCCAUAACCUGUGACCCCUCAUUCUCAGCCAGCAACGAGAUCCACGUCUGCAUCUCGACUGACGACCACCGCUUGGACGGGAGCCCCGUUAAAAAGAUCACAGAAAGGAUAAUUGACCUGGUUAGCAAGCAUAACGGGAACAACACGAUCAUCUCCGCCAUCGCAGAAGUGCGUGUGCCAAGCCCCAGCAAAACUGAUUACCUAGUGCCCCUUCUCAGCUCCAUUUUCAUUGUCAUCUGGGUCCUCGUGCUGGUCUCCAUUUUGCUGUGGUGCAUGCGCCGGCGGCGGAAACAGAGCAACCACAACGGGACAUCAGCGACCAGCUCAGAGGACAACACGACCAACAACGUCCGGGAGCAGCUUAACCAGAUCAAGAACCCUAUAGAGAAGCACGUGGGCCUCACAGUGGCCAUUAAAGACUAUGAAAAUAAGAACUCCAUCAUUGCCAAAAUAAGGACAAAUCAUCCCGAGGGAGAUGAGGACGACAAGGAGAGGCACUUGCAGAAGGGCCGCUUUGCCAAACAGCCAGCAUACACACUGGUGGAGAGGGACGAGAAGGCGACCAUCUCCAAUCCCAACUCGACAUCCAAGCACGCUAAUUGGACUAACAAACAGGACAAUAGAGACUUGGAGACAGCAAACAGCAUAAACAGGAUGGACUACAUUGUAUAGCAGACAGCUGUGUUGCUGUGCAACCUAGCCUUACGCCUUCACACCCAGGUGGUGGGUGAAACUGGGGGAGCUUUGGCAUGUGUAAAUAGUCAUGUCAGUUGUGACCCCCCCUCCUCCCCCUCAGUAUUUUCAGAUAUUUCCCCGUGCUAAUUUAAGUUUUGACAAGCUGGCUUACACUGGCAGUGACAGUUGCUUUGGUUGGCUGGAAACACAAAGCACUGGUAUACAUUUCACUGUAGAACUAGUUGCAAACGUGUCCUCCUAUGCAUUUCAUUUCCCCGUUUCCUUUUUCUUUUUUUUUAGCGGACACAUUUAAGGGGCUCCUGGUGUAAUUGUUGUACAAUGAGUUUAAACUACCCGACGUGUUCAACACUAGAGCUAAUUAUUUUUAGUAUGUGUUUGAAUUUUUUCUAGUUCUAUUUGGAGAAAGUGCUUUUUCAGCUUUAGACUUCAGCAACUGUCAAAUGAGACAAAAAAAAAAAAAAAAAGAUCAACUUUAUUAUUUAUUUUUAUUUUUAGGGUUGGGUGGGGAGGGAGAUGAAAGGGGUUCAAUGUCAGCAGUUGCUGUCAAUAUGAAGAAUUUAUGUGACAAUUUAGAACGUGUAGAUAUGUACAUUUUUUUUUUUUAUUAAUCAUUGUGUAUAUUUGAUUUAUUAACUUAAUAAUCAAGAGCCUUAAGAUAUCAUUCCUUUUUAUUUAUACGUUCCAGUUUAGUUUGAAGGUUUUGAUAGCUGUGGAAGCCUACCAUUUCUUUCAAGGUUUUUUUUUGUUUUGUUUUGUUUCCAAUGCAUUCAAUAAAAGCCAAAUUUCAGAGAAGACAAAAGAUGGGUGCUUUGGCCCUGAAAGAAACACUUCAUUUUUGUUUCCCUCCCAUACACACGUUGGACAUUUCAUUAUUUGUUGCCAGGACCUUAAUUGUAGACAAGUGAGGUUAGGACAACAAAAGAUCACGGCUGCUGCAAGGGUUGGACAUGGUGGCAGACACAUUGCUUGCCACUAAUGGAUAAAUACUUAAGGGAACAAAAAUUCUUCAGCAGCUUCAGUUUAACCCAGACGUAUUUCAAAGGCUGUCGAAAUCAACCAAGUUGCGAGGCAAGUCACAUCAGUAUGACACGCCAGAAUUCCCAUCUGCUUUAGUCAGCAUAAUAUCAUAAGCUAGACUGUGAGUACUUGAACAGUAGGGGAGCAAUGGGAACACUGUAGUAUCAGAUAAAUACACUGCCUUGCUCUGCAAGAGUCCGCUUUGUUUCUGUGCACAUUUUGUUUCUUUUUAAAAAUUGAGGCUCUUAAAGACAAACAUGUUUUAUCUCAUUUGUUAACCCUUUGAGAUCGUGGCAACACUUUGUCCCUUUUCUUUUUUUGACUUUGUGUUAUGAACUUGAGAAUUAUGUGUUGAUCUGGCAAUAUAUUUUUGAAAGUCAUAUUUAUUAAAUAUUUUGUAUGAAACGAGAAUUAAAGUUGUCUCUGUUCUGGA
This is a messenger RNA of Haplochromis burtoni (Burton's mouthbrooder), 5434 nucleotides long. RefSeq names its product jagged canonical Notch ligand 1b (gene jag1b). Gene Ontology annotation, cellular component: protein-containing complex; plasma membrane. The record is from RefSeq and is a predicted model, not a curated record. NCBI's taxonomy places the organism in Eukaryota, Metazoa, Chordata, Actinopteri, Cichliformes, Cichlidae. Gene Ontology annotation, molecular function: calcium ion binding; Notch binding. The transcript has 26 exons. Bases 304 to 3960 code for a protein of 1218 amino acids. Gene Ontology annotation, biological process: heterophilic cell-cell adhesion; Notch signaling pathway; cell communication.